CCUACAUUAAAAAACAGCCUAGAGAUAUCAAAUAAUGUUGAUGACUCUAAUUUUUAUUGUAUGCUAUAUAAGCAGAGAGUUUAUACAGCGCGUAUCAUUUCUAUGUAUCUUAGCGUUUUAGAAAAUGGAAUAGUUUAAUUUAAAAAAAAAAAAUCGAAUUUGUUAGGAGAGUUACAGCACUAGCAGCAUUCAACAUGCCAGAAAAUGACACAAUUGGCGUCACUCUUGGCAGCAGCCUAGACAACUUGGUUAUCUCUCUUGUGGAAGGUUACCACAAGAUCACGAGUGAUGAGGCCAAGGAAGCUCUGGAAACUAUUUUCUUUUUCCUUUUCUCCGGAGUCAUUAGUUUUGUCGGCGCUAUAGCAAACAUCAUUAAUAUAAUCGUUUUUGUUAAACAGGGUUUCAGCGAGACAGUUAACAUUACACUUCUGGGUCUGGCGAUCUCGGACUUAGGUUCACUGAUCACUUUGAUUUGGAUGAGUGUCUGUUUUAGCCCGUGGUUCAGACAGUCUCCACACAUUCCGUUUGACGCCAAGGACAUUCAAUACUUGACCGCAGGAUGGCCUCACGUCUGUUUCGCAAGGAUUACAAGCUGGAUUACAGCUUUCAUUACCUUCGAGAGAUGCCUCUGCAUUGCCCAGCCCCUCAGAGUCAAACAAAUUAUCACUCCGCGAAGAACUGCUUACACCAUCGUCUCCAUCUUCAUCGCCAUGUUCGUGUGCGUCGCUCCCGUUUUCUGCGUCAUCGGCAUCGGCCGGAAGAACUUCCCAGACCGCAACGUCACCCUGAUGGGACUCGUGUACGCCAGCAACGGCCCGAACGUGGAAAACAUCUCUUUCUCCAUCACUGUCUUUGCCCAGCUCAGCUCUUUCGCAAUCGUCAUCGUCUGCACUGUCAUCCUUGUGCGAAACCUGAUGCAGAAAUCAAAAUGGCGCCAGACUGCCACAACCAGCGAGCUUGCGGCUGGGAACAAGAACGCGCUCUCCACGCGCGAUAAGAAGGUGGUUGUCAUGGUGACGUUUAUUUCCUCCAUCUUCAUUGCCUGCUUUUUGCCAAGUGCCAUGAAUCUUAUCCUGAUGAUUCACUAUUCUCCUGACUACAGCGUAGUUGGCAGGGAACAGAACACGUUCCUUGUUUCCUGGUCGAUCAUGAAUACUCUCGAGGCCUGCAAUAGCACGUUGGGCAUAUUUGUCUAUUACCACAUGAGCUCGAAAUUUAAAAAAGAAUUAUUGGCCUUGUUUGGUAAAGAAAAGGAUCUGUCUGAUAAAGUUGACUCCUAGUAGGUUUAAGUGCUCAUUACUCGCUUGGUAUCAUUGUCAAAGUAUGAGCAUUUUUUAAAAGAAAGUUUGGUUGCUAGACAGUGGACUAACGUUACUGCCUUUCUGAAAUUCAAAAAAACAACAA
Biomphalaria glabrata is the source of this 1404-nucleotide messenger RNA. RefSeq names its product neurotensin receptor type 2-like. The transcript is spliced from 3 exons. The record is from RefSeq and is a predicted model, not a curated record. NCBI's taxonomy places the organism in Eukaryota, Metazoa, Mollusca, Gastropoda, Planorbidae. Bases 195 to 1280 code for a protein of 361 amino acids. Gene Ontology annotation, cellular component: plasma membrane. Gene Ontology annotation, molecular function: G protein-coupled receptor activity. Gene Ontology annotation, biological process: G protein-coupled receptor signaling pathway.